AUGAGAAAGAGUGUAGCACAGAAGGGGAAAAAGGUGAAAGGAAAAGCAGGAAAAGUAGGGAAGAAGAAGGGGAAAGGAAAGAAAAAGGAUCCUGGGGGCUGUUUAUUGGAAGAUGGAUGCAAUGAUGAGUUUGGUUAUUGGUCUGAAAGUGAUUUAGACUUUUCAGAUUUAGAUGCGGAAUUUGAACCAUGGGAAGAGGACAAAAAACAACUAGAGGAGGAUGAGUUGUUCUGUGAGUCAUUGUCUACUGUGUUGAGGGGAAAUAAGAGGGUAGAUAAGGUUGCAGCACCUGAGGUGGAGGUAGAUAGGGUGGCAGUACCUGAGGGUAAGGAGGUGGAUUAUGAUUCAGAGGAGCUUAGAAGUCUUUGUGGUUCAGAUGAUGAAGUAGAUCCAUACCCUACCUUUAAUCCAGAGAAAGCGAUAAGGUAUCAUUCGAUCGAGAACCACUACGAUUACUACCUUCUUCAUAAUGGAAGGAAGAGGGUGAGUGUGUAUUGUAGGUAUAGAUGUAAUUGUCCAUGGUAUAAAAAGCAUGCGAAUCUUGUAAAGUGUGUGUGUGAUGAUCCUAAUAAGUGUAGGUUUAAGAUUCAUGUGAAGAAACUAAGGAUAGAAGAAACGUUUCAGAUCAAGUCUUUAAGGUUAAAGCAUACUUGUGGUGUGGUUCAUUCAAGUUCUAAAAUCACAUCAAAGUGGUUAGCUGAGAAGUAUUUGGAGGAGUGGAGGUCAAAACCAUAUUGGAGGCUUGUGAAGUUUAGGGAAAGGGUUUACGAGGAAACGGGGCUACAUAUUGGAUACUACAAGUCAUAUGAGUAUGCUGCUGUGUAUGACUAUGGGUAUGCAAUUCUUCAAUACAAUCCUGGUUCUUCAGCCUAUGUACAAUGCCAGAUUAGAGACAACCCCACUCCGUUCUUUCAAAGAUUGUAUGUUUGUUUUGAGGCUGUCAAAGUGGGUUUUAAGAGUGGAUGUAGGCCUCUAAUUGGAGUAGAUGGUUGUCACCAUAAAGGGGCUCAUCCAGGAAUGAUCUUAGCGGCUGUGAGCAAAGAUGGAAAUAACAAUAUUUUCCCCGUAGCUUGGGCAGUGGUGGAAGUUGAGAAUGCUGACAGUUGGACAUGGUUUCUUGAUUUGCUGAUGAAGGACAUAGGACACCAUGACGGAGAAGGAUUGACUCUUAUGUCUGAUAGGCAAAAGGGACUAUUGGAUGCUAUAUUUGUUGUGAGUUCAAAAGCCGAGGUCAGAUUUUUUGCUAGACACAUAUGGGCUAACUUCAAGAAUAAAUUCAGUGGCACAGCCUAUAAGGACCUGUUUUGGGCAGCAGCAAGAUCAACAACUAAGCAUUGGCAUGAUUCUUACAUGGCUGAAAACAAAGAGCUAAACGAGGAUGCGUAUAACUACUUUAGUGGCAUACCUCCUGUGCAUUGGUGUAGACAUGCAUUUGGAUCGAAUUCUAGGUCUAACAUGUUUCUCAACAACAUUUGUGAGACAUUUAAUGCUGUGAUAAGGGAAGCUAGGGAUAAACCAAUAAUAACCUGCCUAGAUUGGAUUAGGAGGUACGUAAUAAGAAGGAAUGGUGAGAAGUGGGAGGGUAUUCAAAAUUAUGAGGGGAGGUUUAUGCCAUUUGUUGAGAAGGUUUUAGCACUACAACAUAAAUGA
Molecule: messenger RNA, 1650 nt
Organism: Spinacia oleracea (spinach)
Lineage: Eukaryota; Viridiplantae; Streptophyta; Magnoliopsida; Caryophyllales; Amaranthaceae
Exons: 6
Coding region: 1-1650 (549 amino acids)
Source: RefSeq, a predicted model, not a curated record